Messenger RNA from Salvelinus fontinalis (brook trout), 681 nucleotides. It is a transcript of the gene zdhhc12a, whose product is annotated as zinc finger DHHC-type palmitoyltransferase 12a. NCBI's taxonomy places the organism in Eukaryota, Metazoa, Chordata, Actinopteri, Salmoniformes, Salmonidae. The record is from RefSeq and is a predicted model, not a curated record. Gene Ontology annotation, biological process: peptidyl-L-cysteine S-palmitoylation; protein targeting to membrane. Gene Ontology annotation, molecular function: protein-cysteine S-palmitoyltransferase activity. Gene Ontology annotation, cellular component: endoplasmic reticulum; Golgi apparatus.
AUGUUUAAAAACGUGUUUCGAUUUGGUUGACUAAUUAGGACCGUACAUGUCAUCCUUACAUGGGUUAUCACACUGAUACUAUUCUUACAGGACACUGAUAUGCAAAGACAAGAGGUGAGUGGAGAGUUUAUGCAGCAUGUGGUGUUUUCCUUGCUGGUCCUGCUGUCAGUGAUGCUGUAUUACACUCUCUCUGAUGCACCUGGGCUUUGUUCACUCUGUGUCAAGUGUGCUCAGGGCUCAAGUGAAGAAUUGGAGAUGAUACCUCAAAACCCCACUCCUUGUCUGUGCCAGUGUGGCUCCUUUUUACUAACAGGUAGGACAGCGGCUAAGUACUGCCAGACCUGUAAACACUGUAUAUGGGGGUUUGACCAUCACUGUCCAUGGAUAGAGAAUUGUGUGGGUGAGAGGAACUACCGCAGGUUCAUCAUCUAUCUGGCUGUGCAGCUGCUUGCUCUACUCUGGGCCCAUCAGAUUGCUUGGUCAGGUUUCCUUUCAGCCGCCACUUGGAAACUGUGGCUCAGUGUGAAUGGGUUUCUGCUGGCGGCGCUGUGUGUUGUCUUGGUGGUGGUCCUGCUCCUGGGCUGCCACCUCUAUCUGAUCUCCAUCAACUCCAACGCCUGGGAGUUCAUGUCCCAGUUCAUGUCCUGCUACCAGAUGUGCUACAGAAACGGCCACUCCUAG